Molecule: messenger RNA, 3816 nt
Organism: Hibiscus syriacus
Lineage: Eukaryota; Viridiplantae; Streptophyta; Magnoliopsida; Malvales; Malvaceae
Product: pentatricopeptide repeat-containing protein At5g55840-like
Molecular function (GO): protein binding
Source: RefSeq, a predicted model, not a curated record
AUAAGACACAGCUCAGAACAGUUAACACGAACACGACACAGCUGAACUAAUGUUUUCCACUCCGAGUUCUUCCACCGCCAAAACACUAUUAUCUCCACUCAGCCAGAAAUUCACAAAAUUCAGACCCUUUUCUCUUCUUGGUUCCUUUGAAUUUUCCACUACAACCUCAAAGCCUGAUGUCCAAAACGCUACGCCUCAAAGCCACUCGCAGUUAUCCGAUUUGGAGAACAGCAUAUAUACAAUUUUAACUAUAGACCGUUGGGAGUCCUUGAACCACAUGGAUUACAAGUUAGCCUCUUUAAGACAAGUUCAUGAGCUAGCUUUGAAAUUUCUCAACUUUUUUAUCAAACAGCCUGGUUUGAACAAUCAUCUUGCUCAUGUACUUUCAAUAACAAUCCAUAUUCUUGUUAGAGCUAGAAUGUAUGAUUCUGCUAAAUCAUUGUUGAGGCGCUUAUGUAAAAUGAGUGUUGACUCCAAGUUUGUUUUUGGCGUUUUGAUGGAUACAUACCCUCUUUGCAAUUCAAACCCUUCGGUGUUUGAUCUAUUAAUCAGGGGUUAUCUGAAAGACGGAAUGAUUGAUAAUGCUUUGGAGACUUUCGGUUUUAUGUGUUUUCGAGGAUUUAAGCCGUCGGUUUAUACUUGUAAUAUGAUGUUAGGUUCAAUGGUGAAAGAUGGGAGAGUUUGUACAGUUUGGUCAUUCUUCAGGGAAUUGCUUGAUUUGAAGAUUUGUCCUAAUAUUGCUACUUUUAAUAUAUUGAUCAGUGUUUUGUGUGCCGAAGGGAAGCUCAAUAAAGCUGUUUAUUUGCUGAGAAAGAUGGAGAACAGCGGUUACCUUCCGACUAUAGUUACUUACAAUACUUUACUCCAUUGGUUUUGCAAGAAGGGGAGGUACAAAUCGGCCUUUGAGCUGAUUGAUCGUAUGGGGUCCAAGGGUAUUGAAGCAGAUGUCUGUACAUAUAAUUUGCUUAUUAACGAUUUGUGUAGAAAUGACCGAAGUGCAAAAGCUUACUUGCUGUUAAAAAAGAUGAGAAAAAGAAGGAUAUCUCCCAAUGCCAUUACCUAUAACACUCUUAUUAAUGGGUUUGUAAAGGGGGGAAAUGUUCGGAUUGCUACUCGGAUUUUUAAUGAGAUGGCAUAUUUUAAUCUCGAGCCGAAUAUUGCUACUUACAAUGCUUUGAUUGAAGGUCUUUCUAAUGAGGGUAACUUUGAAGAAGCUCUAAGACUCGUGGAUAUGAUGGAAAAAGUGGGAUUACAACCUAACGAAGUUAGCUACGCAACGCUUUUAAAUGGGUUGUGCAGGCAUGCUAAGUUCGAUUUAGCGAGAAGUAUUUUUGAGAGAUUGAGGACAAUUGGCAUGGGUUUUGGUUGUAUACCAUACACUGAGAUGAUUGAUGGACUAUGCAAGAAUGGAUUCUUCAAUAAAGCUGUACAUAUGCUUCAUAAGAUGUUCGAGGAAGGUGUGACUCCUGAUAUUAUCACAUUUUCCGUGCUUAUAAAUGGACUUCACAGGGCUGGGAAUAUAAAAAGUAUGAAGGAAAUUAUAUGUAAAAUGUAUAGAGCUGGUUUUGAACCUAACAAAGUUAUUUACUCCACAUUAAUCUACAAUUUCUGUAAGAUGGGAUUCAUCUCUGAAGCAUUGAAUAUCUACAGAAUUAUGAAUUGCAGCGGUCAUGCUGCUGACAGUUUUACUUGUAAAUUGGUUGCUUCUCUUUGUAGAGAUGGAAAAGUUAGAGAGGCUGAAGAUUUCAUGCGUCACAUGAGUCAGAUUGGUCCUAAUGCUAACUCAGUCACAUUUGAUUGUCUUUUAAGUGGAUAUGGAAAUUUGGGUGAUGGGCUGAAAGCAUUUUAUUUGUUCGACGAGAUGAUUAGAUUAGGUAAUAAUCCCAGCUUUUUCACAUAUGGCAGCCUACUUAAAGGACUAUGCAAGGGUGGAAAUCUGGUAGAAGCGAAGAAAUUUUUGAACAACCUGCAUCACAUUCCUUCGGCGGUAGAUAAUGUUGUCUACAACACUAUGCUUGCUGGGACCUGCAAAUCAGGGAAUAUGUCGGAAUCAGUGGCCGUUUUGGAUGAGAUGAUUUGGUUCGGUAUUCUUCCUGAUAGUUAUACAUAUAAUCUUCUCAAUGAAUUUUGUAGAAAUGGAAAAGUUGCUGUUGCCCUUCUGUUUCUGGGGAAGCUGAUGGAGAAAGGAGUUUUCUUUCCAGAUCAAGUUGCAUACACCUGUUUAGUUGAUGGUCUUUUCAAGGCUGGCCAAUCGAGGGCUGCUUCUUAUUUCUACGAAGAGAUGGAGAAAAAAAGUCGAUGUCUUGAUGUUAUUGCUUUUAAUGUUGCUCUUGAUGGAAACUCUAGGAGGGGAAAAUUGACGAAUGUGGAAAAUCUGUUUUCCACGAUGAGAAGCAAAAGCUUAUGCCCCAGUUUGGCUACAUAUAAUAUUUUGUUGCAUGGAUAUUCCAAGCAAAAAGACAUUCGGAGUUGCUCGGUUCUUUUUAAACUCAUGAUCGGUAGUGGCAUUUUGCCUGAUAGGUUAUCAUCCCAUGGCCUCAUUCUCGGACUUUGCAAGUCAGGGAUGCUGGAUGUUGGUAUGAAAAUCUUGAAAACUAUGAUAUCUGUAGGUGUUGAAGUCGAUCGGUUUACAUUUAACUUGCUUAUUAGCAAGUGUUCUGAAAGAGGUGAUACCAGAAGGACCUUUGAUCUUGUCAAUGUUAUGAACCUUUUGGGAAUAUUUCCUGAUGUGGAGACCCUCAAUGCAAUUAUUAUCGGGCUCAAUAGAAAUCUUGCACUUCAAGAAUCUCAUAUUAUUUUGCAUGAAAUGGCUCAGAAGGGUUUCCUUCCCAAGGGGAAACAAUAUAUUAAAUUGAUUAAUGCUAUGUGUAGACUUCGGAAUUUGCAAACAGCAUUCCAAGUGAAGGAUGAAAUGACAUCACUUGGUAUUGCUUCACCUGAUGUUGCCGAGAGUGCUGUUGUACGAGGACUUGCCUUAUGUGGGAAGGUCGAAGAAUCAACAUUGGUUCUUGAUAGGAUGCUCCGUGAGCAACUAGUUCCGACUGUUGCUACAUUUACAACCCUUAUGUACAGGUUCUGCAAAGAAAGCAACGUUGCGGAGGCUUUAAAGCUAAGGAGUAAAAUGGAGCUUUGUGGUCUGAAGCUUGACGUUAUUGCUUACAAUGUCAUCAUUUCGGGCCUUUGUGCUGAAGGGGACAUAGCUGCCGCUUUUGAACUAUAUCGAGAGAUGAAACAAAAUGGUUUAUGGCCCAAUGCCACUACUUUUACUGUCCUAGUUGAUGCCCUUCUCACCGAGGGGAGUGACCCUUCCACUGGCGAUGUGCUUUUAAAGGACUUAAAGGGGAGGGGAAUCAUAUCUUGUGAUUGGGAUGGAAGUACAGAACAGUUUCAGAAGGCGUUGAUAAUUGCCAAGAAAAGGUUGAAGUACAUGAAUCGGAACAAGAGGAAAUAGCGUGGAAGAAAAUCCGGAAUGUGACACCAUGUCAUUGGUUACUGAAAAUAUAGACCGAGUUUGUGCAGAUCUGCUUAUUGAUGAGAGGUUCAAAUGGAACUUUUGCUUCUCAACCAGUCAUGGCAUUCUGGUUUGGUUUUCAGUAAGUCUCUAUCUUUUGAUCAUUUAUGGACUAUUUUUUCAUCCUUUUCAGCUUAUACAUUUUUAGCUUUCUCAGGUCGGAUUCGAUUUACGUCUGUCUCAAAAUAGCCCUGCAAACCCAUGAAGAUAUCAGAUCCAAGACUGUGUAAGUCUCUUCUCCCUUUUUCUCUGGAGCUAUUCAGACAUGAGCCAAAUUUACCCAUUUUAAAACACUUUGAAAGGUA